Messenger RNA from Closterium sp. NIES-65, 1245 nucleotides. The record is from the annotation of a GenBank genome assembly. NCBI's taxonomy places the organism in Eukaryota, Viridiplantae, Streptophyta, Zygnematophyceae, Desmidiales, Closteriaceae.
AUGGCUUCCCCUAGCAUUCUCACCUUUGACGCUGAGGGUCAGGCAGUGGAGUUUGAGGUCUGGGUAGAUGGACUGCAGCUUUUUCUGCAGUGCGAUAGGGCAGACGGUCUCUCCCUGUUUGACCUCACUUCUGGUGCCUCCCCUGCCCCUGCUGCUGAUGCUGACACCACUGUUCGCUCUCAGUGGGCCACACAUGAUGCUGCUGCUCGCCUUGCUGUUCGCCGCCACUUACCGACCACUGAGCGUGCGCACUUUAGCCAGGACCACUUUUUCUCUGUUUGCCCCACCACUCUCACCGUUGACCUCCUCGAGAAGGCCCUCCUAGCGAUAGAGAAGAGCAAAAUCGCUGUAGGAGCCUCUCGUGGUGACCCUCGCACCCCCGUCUUUGAGGGGUGUUCUCCCUCCCCCCUCUUGCCCUCUGUUGCCUCUGCUGCUGCGGCCGACCUCGUUGGUUUCGAGUCGGUUGGCGCUGCGUCUGCCCCAAGCGGGAGACGCCGCCCUGGCAAGGGCAAGGGGGGCAAGGGCACUCGAGGGGGUGGAGGGGGCGGUGGAGGUGGGGGUGGAGGCGAUGGAGGGAGUGGGGGUGAUGGUGGGAGUGGUGCCGGGGGUGGUGGCGGCGGCGGCAGCAAUGGAGGCGGCGGAGGCGGUGGAGAUGGCGGAGGGAGCGGAGGCGGCGGAGGUAAUGGAGGAGGCGGAGGUGGAGGAGGCGGCGGAGGCGGCGGAGGCGGCGAUGGAGGCGGAGGCGGCGGUGGUGGAGCGAGUCGCGACUCUGCGCCGAGGAGUGGCUCUGGUGGUGGUCAGCGCCACCAGCAGCAGCGGAGUGGUGUGACCAUGUCCCCUCAGCAGCUUCGUGAGUGGGUUGCUAUCUUUGAUCUUGACUUUGAUGCUAUUCUUGCUGCCAUGUAUGCUGUUGCUGAUAGUGUUGAGGGUGCCUAUUACCUGAGUGUACUGCAUGACCCGGGCAUUGAGGCUGCUGCGCUAGGUGCUGGUGAGACUGCUGCUCUAGGUGCUAGUGCGUCUGCCGCCCCAGGUGCUGGUGAGUCUGCUCUCUCAGGUACUACGUCGGCUCAGCUCUUCCACACCUUCACCCUGGACUCGGGUGCGUCCCGCUCCUUCUUUCAAGACCGCAUCACUCUUACGCCGCUUAGUCGGCCAGUUGCAGUCUCCCUCGCAGACCCCUCUGGGGGUCCUGUCCUUGCUAGCUUCUCCACUGUCCUUCCGGUCCUCUCUUCCUUCUCUUGUUGA